CAGUGCGUGUAGGGGGACGUGGAGCUGCGGGAGGGCUCCUGGCAUCCCUUGGCUGGUGCAGGGCAGCCGAGGUUGGUCAUCUCCCUCUUCACCCUUCCACCCCCUCAGUCCCCUAUCGAGUUCUUCCCCUGAGGCUCCUGCACGAGUUGGCGUUGGCGAAGUCACCAAAAUGACGCCUCCCACUGGCGCCCGCUGGGCUGGGAAACCUCGGUCGGGAUCGCCUCUGCACCUUCAUACACCUGUUUUGACUCCCAUAAUCUUGGCCCCUCAAAGCCAGGCUUUGCCGAGGAGCCUUGCUGGCUUGAUCUCACCUCUUCCUGUGACCCAGGGGGGUGUGGAGGAUGAGGGUGCUCUGCCCUGCAGAACGCGGGGUCACUUCUCACCAUACUCUCUCCCUCCCUCUCGUCCUUCCUUUCUUUAUGUUCCCCCAACUCCGGGGUCUACCCCUAAAUUCCCAGGGCUGCAUUCUCACAGUAGUCCCCUCUUCAAUCAGGUAGAGGGUUUCCCCGGGCCUGGGAGAAGCCUUCGGGUAUGAGAGGGACGCUGGCACCAGGGACCCUGGGGGGCCCGGCUUCCGUGGUCGUGAAGGCGGGGACAGGGACCAGGACCCGGAGCGGCCGGAUUGGUCGAUCGGGCCCGAGGCGCGAUGGUCCCGCCCCCUGGUUGCCAUGGCCCAGCCUAUCCGCGUCCAGGUGGGCCUUGGUCGCCAGGUGGCUGUGUGUGGGGGGUGCUGGGCAGGUGUGUGUGCGCGGGUGGGGGGAGGCCGGGUCAGGGACCCCGAGGACUUCCCUUGAACCCCCUCCUGUGCGGUGUCUGAGGUCCUCAGCCGCAGCCGCGGUCACAAGCCUCCCCGGACCUCCGAGAAGCCGCGCCUCCCCCCAACGCGCGCUCCUCCAUUCCCAGCGCGCUCCCGCCUCCUCCCGGGUCUGCAUCGCGCGCGCGCGCCCCUGUCUCCCCAGCCCGCGUUCGAGGGGCGGGCUCGGCUCCUGGCGCCGCCGCCCGAAGCCCCCUCCCCUCGCCUUCUCGGCGCUCUCGGCCUCCGCGGCGCUCCCACCCAGCCCCACCCCAGGCGACCCAGUGUGGAGCAGCGGGAGCCGGAGCCGGAGGUGCGGGAUGGACAAGAGGGACAAGGCCAGGGCAGGGGCCGCCGCGCGGACGCCGGCUUCUCGCCCUCCUGGCCUUCCGACUCCCAGGCCCCCAGGGUCUCCUCGACCCCCUCCUCCCGUAACCAGCGCGGCCCUCCGAGUUCUGGGGGCAGCGGGAGCUGCGGGGCGAGGGCCCCUGGCGGAGCGAGCCGGCAUCCGGGGAGCCGCUCUCCCCGAGGCUGCUCCCCGCGUGGGACCAGCGCGGAGCGCCGGGACAGGCCCCCGGAGCCCAGCUUCCAGGGCCCCCGCUGCUGGGAGAGGGGAGCGGACCCCUGCCAAGACCUCCGGCCCAGUCUCUGUCUCUAGCCCGGGGCGCACCAGCGGGACCACCAGGCUAGGCCCUCUUGGGCAGAAGGGCCUCCGGCCCCCAGCUGAGGAACCUGCGGCCAGAGGAAAAGCCCCAGAAACGCCUAGAAGGAGCGCCCUGAGCGCCGGGGCACGGAGAGACUCCUCUGGGUCCACCCCAGGUGCCCCUUCCCCGACCAUCUCCCGUCGGUCCCGGGCUGCGGGCGCUGAGGUGGGUCUCCCUCGGGCAGCUCCCAGUGCCCGGCCUCGGCCUCCCACCGAGGCCCCCAGGAAAUCAGUGAGCAGCGCCCCGGAGCGCAGCACAGCGGAGUCGAGCCCUGCCGCCAGGAGGCGACCCAACGCCGGCGGGGGACUCCAGAGGCCAGCCUCGCGCCCCCUGGGCUCCAGCGCCACCCCUCUGUCAUCCCCAGCCCGCUCCGGGGCCUCGCUGGGUGGAACACCGCGGGCUCUGGUGCAUCCCUUGCAACCCAAGACGAAAGGGCUGCAGGCUCUGCGCCCCCCACAGGCCACGCCCCCAAGGAGGGGCGUAGCCCCUGGGCAAGGCCUUUCUCCUCCUCUGGCCACACCCACUCCAGCCUGUCCCACUGCACAACUGGCACCGCCUCCCCACAUCACAGCCACGCCCCUCCCGGACGCACUCCCUGUGUCUCCACCGACCACGCCCCCUUCCCAGGUCCUUACCUGUCCUUUGGCCACGCCCCUUCCACUAGCCCCUCCUUCUCCCUCUGCUCCACCCUCUCUGCAGACCCUCCCUUCCCCGCCGGCCACACCCCCUUUGCAAGCUCCACCCACACCCCUGGGUACAUCCUUUCCGGAGGCAUCUGCCUCUGCCUUGGCCACGGCCACUGUUCAGGUUCCAUUCUCUCCAUCGGUUUCACCCCCUCUGCAGAGUAUGCCCCCUACUCAGGCUUCCCCUGCUUUGCCCCCUCUUCUGACUCUCCCCUCUCCCUCGGCCACACCUUCUUUCUCGGCUCCUCUACCACCAGCCGCGCCCCCUCUACAAACCUCUCUUUCUCAAGCAACAUCUUUGCGGAACCCUCCUUCUCCCCUAGCCACACCCCCUCUGCAGGGGCUUUCCGCUCUGCCCACGCCCCCUCCGCGGGCCAGUCCUUCCCUCUCUCCGCCGCCUCUUCGGGCCACGCCCCAUACAUUGGCCACACCUCCCAUGCAGGACUCUCCGCAGGCUUCUCCCUCUUCUCUGACCACACUCUUUCUGCAGUGUCCUCCUCCUCUAGGCUCUCCAUCUCCCUUGGCAUCCCCACCUCCCUCUCCUCUGUCCACGCCCCCCCUACAGGCCACUCCCUCCCCUCUGACCCUUCCCCCUAUACAGGCCUCACAUUCCCUGGCCUUGCCACCUCUGCAGGCCCCGCCCUCUCCAUUGGCCAUGCCCCUUCCACACUCUCCACCUUCUCGGACCACGCCCCCUCUACAGGCCACUCCCUCUCCUCUGACCCUGGCCCCUAUACAGGCCCCACCUUCUCUGACCUUACCGCCUCUGCAGGCCACACCCUCUCCUCAGGCCAUGUCCCCUCCGCAGGCUCCACCUUCUCUGGCAUCUCCCCCUCUGAAGACCAUGCCUUCUUACCUGGCUAUGCCUCCUUUGCAAACCCAACCCUCUGUGGCCUCCGCCAGUCUGCGAGACCCUCCGUCUCCCCUGGCCACGCCCCCUCCACAGGCUCCAUCUUCUCUAGCCUCGCCACCCUUGCAGGCCCCUCCCUCUCCCCCUGCCUCACCUCCUCUGCAGGCCCUGCCCUCUCCCCUGGCCACGCCCCCUAUUCAGGCUCCACCUUCUCUGGCCUUGCCUCCUCUGCAGGCCCCUCCCUCUCCCCCUGCCUCACCCCCUCUGCAAGAUCCCCCCUCUCCCCUGGCCACAGCCCCUCCGCAGGCUCCUCCUUCUCUGGCCUUGCCCCCUCUGCAAGCCCCACCUUCUCCUGCCUCACUCCCUCUGCAAGACCCUCGCUCUUCCAUGGCCACGCCCCCGCCGCAGGCUCCACCUUCCCUGGCUUUGCCCCCUCUGCAGGCCCCGCCCUCUCCCCCCGCCUCACCCCCUCUGCAGGCCCUUCGCCGUCCCCCGACCCCAGGCCCCGAUGCCCCUCUCCCGGGCCCACGGCUGACCCUGGCGCUGGCCCCGGGCCCACCGCCGCCGCCCUCGCGCAGCCCGUCCAGUACGCUGAGCGGCCCGGACCUCGCGGGCCACAGCAGCAGCGCCACGAGCACGCCCGAGGAGCUGCGCGGCUACGACAGCGGGCCCGAGGGCGGCGCCGCGGCCUCCCCGCCCGCCGACGCGGAGCUCGCCGCCUGCCACCCGGCCGCCUGGAGCCGAGGGCCCGCUCCGCCCCUGGCCGUCCGCGGUGCACAAGGAGCGCCCCUGCCUUGGCCUCCUGCUACCGGGUCGGGCUCCGCUGACGGCCUGUGCACCAUCUACGAGGCUGAAGGGCCCGAGUCGGCGACCCCCGCCCCAGGCGCCCUGGACGCGGGGCCGGGGCCUGGCGCCGGGGGUGGGAAGGCGGGGGCGGGGCCGGGGGCCGGGGCUGCCUCUCGGGGCGCGAAGCCGGCGCGCCUGGGCGAGCUGCCGCUGGGGGCGCUGCAGGCGAGCGUCGUGCAGCACCUGCUGAGCCGGACGCUGCUGCUGGCGGCCGCCGAGGGCGCCGCGGGAGGCAGCGGCGGUGGCCCAGGGGGCGCCGGGGCUGGCGGCGUCGCGGGGGGCGCCCGGACGGCUCUCAGCGACGCCGAACUGGGCCGCUGGGCCGAACUGUUGUCUCCCCUGGACGAGUCCCGUGCCAGCAUCACCUCGGUCACCAGCUUCUCCCCUGACGAUGUGGCUUCCCCGCAGGGUGACUGGACCGUGGUAGAGGUGGAGACCUUCCACUGAGCCAGAGCCUAGCUCCGCCCACCGCACCCACCCCUGGCUUAGGGCCCGCCCCUCCGGUUACGCCUGUCUUAGACCCCUCUCCCCUCCUGGAGUUCGGCUCCGGGGGGAUCUCUCUCAGCCCCCUGGAGCCCUAGACUUUUGGCCCAGGCUCGCGACCCUCCCACACCGUUGACCUCGGUCCUCCCCUCGAGCCCCGCCCCCUCGGCUUAGGCCCCGCCCCAUGUCCAGUAUAGUGUCCACCACGCACGCCCGAGUUUGCAAUAAAGCUGGGACACUGCAGCCUGUGCAUCCUCGCCGUUGCCGCAGGGACCGGGACUGUGGGGCCUCCCGGGGGCCGAGCAGAGGGCAGGGCGGCGCGAGGGGAAAGGCCCAGGCCGAGCUGGCGGCUAUGCGCGAGCAGAUCGUAGCUGUGGCUGCAGGCCUUUCCGCACGCCCGGCCGUGCGGCUUCUCCACUGAGGAUGGGGCGCGUGAGGUGGAGCUGGGGUGGGACCGAGCGCUGCCGAGUCUCCGUGCGUGAACGUGGGCGUUUUCACGUCCUGCUUCUGGUGGAAACGUUAGGCGCAGGAGGGGCUCCCCGUGGGGCCGCGUGACCGAGUGGACAACGAUCGAAGCUUUUCCCACAGUGGGCCAGGGGAGCCGGCGCUCCUGGAGGCAGGGGGAAGACACGUGGGGAGGGCUCGCUUGAGUCGGAGGCGAGGGUGGGGACCCUUCCUGAGGUCCCUCCUCACGGAGUGCACCCCCCCCACCCCCGUACCUUGCACGCCCUGAGGUGCGGGGGUGGCGAUGGCGAUCUGGGUUCCCUCCCAGCCUCCCAACCCUGCGCACACUGCCCUCCGCUCCCCGAGGAGGCUGCAGUGCAAAAGGCAGGCCUGCAGCUGGGCCCGAGGCUCGUUAGAAGGACCCGGUGUGGGGUGUAGGGUCCUCACAGGAUUCCUUGUCCCCGGGGGCCAGCUGCACCCAGAGAGGCCUGCAGGCAAGGAGCAGCCCCUCCCAAGGCUGGGUGGGAGACCAGGAAGUCCUCACAUUGCCCCCUCCUCUCCAGGUGUCCUCUCUAGGUCCCUCUGUGUCUCCCAACCCAUGGGCUUCCCCUCUCCCCUCAACUUAGGGUGUCCCCCCCAAGCUCCUCACUAGAGCCGACCAAUGUCGUCGCUUGUCUCCCCUAUCAGAAUUCCUUGCCCUUCCUCCCACAGCCCAGUCACCUUGACCCUGGAACCCUCAAGCCCCAGCCAGGGCCGUCCUCCCCAAGGGCCCCCGCUGGGCCUUGCUCCCCAAGGGUCUCCUGCUUCACACCAAGAAUGACGCAGGCCCGGCAGGGACCACAAUCACCAGGGCAGGUAAAAGGACAGAGUGGCACCCGGUGCUGGGCCCUCGGCACUGUCACUGCCCCUAGAUCCGGGCCCCGCAGCGCACUCUGUAGCCAGGUUUCUGUCAGACACGGAUCACCAAGUCUUGCCUGCCCCCACCCAGACGUGGCCACCUCCCAGCCUCGGGUCCAGGGCGAAAUCAGCCCUGUCCCAGGGGGGCACUGCCACCUCCACCCUGGGAGCCGGUGCUGGGGCCGGGGGCAACAGCAUGCUCCCUCACUCCAGCUCCGAGUUCAGUGGCAAUCCAGAGGGUCCCUUCCUAGUUGGGCCCUGGGGAGGACCCAGGUGUCCUUGUUUCCAGACUCUGAGACAAGCCCAAGGGGUUGGGUUGACCCCUGACACACUGGGCAGCCGGGCUCUCAAGGCCAGCCCCCAAGAAGGAGCAGGGCAGAGCCUCAGAUGUUCCACCCUAGGACCCUACCCCUCCCUGGGGAACCAGCUGGGACGGAAUUACUCCCUGGGGCAGGAGAGACAGGUGGCAACUGUCGGGGUCUCAGUGUUCAAUCUGUGAGAUGUGAAUGGUGCAUGGGCCCAUAGAAGCUGUCACGUGAUGGGACAGUACACGGGACUUGGGUGUCCCAGUGCAUAGCCAGCAUCCUG
Equus caballus (horse) is the source of this 6288-nucleotide messenger RNA. RefSeq names its product proline rich 36 (gene PRR36). NCBI's taxonomy places the organism in Eukaryota, Metazoa, Chordata, Mammalia, Perissodactyla, Equidae. The record is from RefSeq and is a predicted model, not a curated record.